AUGCCCUACUUCAACCCCCAUCGCGCAGGCCCGUUCAACCAUCUCGACGUGGACGGCAACAACCAAUUCUACCACCUCCAUCCCGAUCUCACCAAAUACGAAGAUGACACCAGCCGGGAGCCUGCCUAUACUCCAUCCACAGGCCGGCCAAUGUACUUCAAGAAGGUCUCAAACGUCAUUGCAGACCACCUGAAAGUCCACUCAAACUUGGACAACUUCAACCUGGACAUACACAUCGAGGUAUUCGACGAAGAAUGCAAUUCUGAGUCCUUCAUGAACCCCAUGCGUUGGCAAGACGGUGUCGAGGUAUGGGACGUUGCCGUAGCAUGCAUCAAGAUCGAGUUUGAGCGUGUGAAGCAAUUGCUUAGUUACUUCGAUCCAACCUAUUACAAUGAACACGUCAGACUGAAGCAACUUGGGGACGAAGAAAGCGACAAGCGAGCAAUGAAGUGGGGAGAUCUGUACCACACAAUCAAAGCUUUGAGACCACAUGCUGAGAAAUGGGUGGAGUAUCUCAAAGACCCGGGCUAUUGGUUGGAAGUCAUGGAGCGCGAGGAGGAGGAAGGAGACAAUAGGGAGGAAACUUUCAUGCGUUUACCUUCUGGAGGAUUGAAGCGUUGA
Messenger RNA from Fulvia fulva, 621 nucleotides. RefSeq lists its product as uncharacterized. Bases 1 to 621 code for a protein of 206 amino acids. The record is from RefSeq and is a predicted model, not a curated record. The transcript has a single exon. Lineage: Eukaryota; Fungi; Ascomycota; Dothideomycetes; Mycosphaerellales; Mycosphaerellaceae.